Messenger RNA from Trichoderma aggressivum f. europaeum, 3081 nucleotides. Its product is annotated as transcriptional regulator family: Fungal Specific TF. The transcript is spliced from 3 exons. The record is from RefSeq and is a predicted model, not a curated record. Gene Ontology annotation, biological process: positive regulation of transcription by RNA polymerase II; aromatic amino acid catabolic process. Gene Ontology annotation, molecular function: zinc ion binding; DNA-binding transcription factor activity, RNA polymerase II-specific. NCBI's taxonomy places the organism in Eukaryota, Fungi, Ascomycota, Sordariomycetes, Hypocreales, Hypocreaceae. The coding region runs from base 1 to 3081 and encodes 1026 amino acids. Gene Ontology annotation, cellular component: nucleus.
AUGGCCCAAUAUGCCAGCGCGGCCAGUCCCGCCCAGUCGACGGCGACGACGGCAUCAGCGCAGCAGCAGCCCGCGGGCCAGUCGCAGUCGCAGUCGCAGUCGCAGGCACAGGCUCCCCAGCACAAGCGCGUCUACCAGGCGUGCAUCCCGUGCCGCCGCCGCAAAGUGCGCUGCGACCUGGGCAGCGUCGACAACCCGCACGACCCGCCGUGCGUGCGCUGCCGCCGCGAGAGCAAGGAGUGCUUCUUCAGCGCCACGCGCCGCAAGAGAAAGACGGACGAGGACGACAGCGACGCCGACGAGUACGUGGUGCGCAACGGCCGCAAGAAGCUGCACGCCGCCGACAGCCCGCCCCUUUCGCGCUUCGACAAGCGCCAGUACAGCGACACGCCCCUGACCCCGGGGGGCUCCCACGGCAGGGCCCAGCCGCUGCGCAGGCCGGACGGCAAGGCUGGCGGCGGGCGCGACGAUGGCGAGUUCGACGGCGACGGCGACUCCAACCAGACGCUGGAGAACCUCGAGGCCCAGACCGUCAUGAGGCGCGGCGUCUACGGGCCUCACGACGCUCUCGACCUCCUCUACAAGGCCGCGACGGACAGGUUUGUCAUGCCUUCGUCGGCUGCUGCGUAUGGCACUGCUAACCGCGAGUCCAGCCCGGCUGCGGAUACACAUCGGCGCCAGCCGAGCAUGGCGUCCAUUGCCCCGGGGCCGCCUCAGCAGGCCCAGGCCGCGGACGAGCCCGGCCUUCGUGCCCGGUCGAGAGGGCCGUCCAUAUCCGUCCGGCCCGAGCAGUCCAUUGACCCCAGCCUGUCUCGUCCGACGCUGAGGGCCCAGCCCGGCUAUGAGGACGCCCUGAGAGCCUGGUCGAGGUUCCGCUUCGUGCGUGCUGGAUGGUUCACCGCGCAGGAAGCCAUUGAAUACAUUGACUACUACUACAAAUACCUGUCACCACUUACACCGAUUUCGCCCCCUACCUUUAGCAACCCCUCGUCUCACCUGACUCUUUUGACUGAGGAGCCCAUUCUCACGGUUACCUUGCUUACGAUUUCCUCGAGAUACUGCCAGCUUCCCGGCACCGGUGGCAUAUGUCGAUCUCACGCGGUGCCGGAACAGCUGUGGACCUAUCUGCGUGGCAUGAUUGAGAGAUGUCUUUGGGGACAGGAAGCCUUUGGAGGUGGCUUCUGCGGGUCGGGGUCUGCUUCGACUUCGAUGAUUGCGGAAGAGUCCCAGACGAGCAGCACGGCGCCCUGGCGGGGUCUUCGCAAAGGCAGCUUGAGGACGCUGGGCACCAUUGAGUCUCUGCUGAUCCUGACCGAGUGGCAUCCUCGAGCGCUGCAUUUCCCCCCACAAGAGGCCACUGAUGAGCUGGUGCUCCCUAUUGCGGAGGCUUCGCCGUUGAUGGCGUCCGAGGAUGAGCUGCACAGGACGAUGGGGCCGGGUAUUGGCGGCAAAAGAAUCGAGAGCUGGCUGGAGCCGGCGUGGAGGAGCGAUCGCAUGUGCUGGAUGCUGCUCAGCACCGCCAUGGGUUUGGCCUACGAGUUGGGUGUGUUUGACGAUAUUGAUGAGCUGCUCAAGGAUGAUGCCAUCACUCGUCCCGAGUACAAGGACGAGGUGUACCGCCAGCGGGCCAACCGCAUCAAGCGGCUGCUGCUCAUCUACACGAGCCAGCUUGCAGGUCGUUUGGGCUGGACCAGCAUGACACCGGAGCACCUGAGAAAAGCCGACCCUGCCGUUGCUCGUCAGAGACCCUUGACCAACGACAGCAGCACGCCCGCGACAAACCCUUCUUCUCUGGCAAACGGAUUCAACUACGUCCCGGACCUGGAGCUCGACGACCAAAUCAUCCACUGCUGGGCCGGCAUCAGCAAUGCCAUGCACCUCGGCAACGAGAAGCUGUUCAAGACGCGCAAGCACACGACGGAGAUUAUCCAGUCGGGCAAGUACGUCGACCUGCUGCGGGACUUCACGCCGCUGCUCAAGGACUGGUAUCGAGAGUUUGAGCUGUUCCGUCUACCGCAGUACAUUCGGCAUAUUCUGACCAUUGAGUACGAAUACGUCCGCAUCUACAUCAACUCCCUCUCGUUGCAGGCGGUCGUCGAGCGGUGCACUAACAAUGCAGGCAACACGUCCAGCUCGGGCAACGGGGUCCAGCCGACGCAUCUGUCUCCGCAGACCAUGAUCAACUACGGAAAGCUGCCCCUGGGCCAGCUGGGAGGCUUCACGGUCCACGACCAGGAGUACGUGCGCGAGGUGGUGGACGGGAGCCGCAAUCUCCUGCGGACGGUUGUCGAGGGACUGCUGCCCGGCGGCUACCUCAAGCACGCGCCCGUGCGGACCUACUUUCGCAUCAUCAGCGGCGCCAUGUUUCUGCUCAAGACGUUUGCCCUGGGCGCUCCCCGUUCCGACGUCAAGCUGAGCAUUGAGCUGAUGGACGCCACGGUGGAGGCUCUGCGCAACUGCAUCGUCGACGACGUGCACCUGGGCAUUCGCUUCGCCGACCUGCUGGAGUCUCUUACCAGCCGGCUGCGGAACCGGUUCAUCCAAGCCCCGAUGCAGCAGCCGUCUGCUAAUGCACAGAGCCCCGUCCCGGAGGCAGGCAACGCGGGCGCCGUGCAGCCGGUGCAGAACGGAGAGGGCGAGAACGGCGCAGCCUGGGUGGGCAGCCACGCACAGAGACUUCGAGACGGUCUCAACGGACACUACCGAGUGCCGACUCCUGCCAACAACAACAACACCACCGAGGCAAACAACAUCUCCGCCACGCCCUUUGACCUCUCGACCGGCAACUUCCCCUACCACGGCGCCUCGUCCAUCGGCCCGUCCACGCCGGCGGCGGACAACAGCAACGCCUCGGGCGCCGGCAACAUGGACGUCAACCUCUUUGACGAGUGGAACAAUGCCGGCAGCGAGAUGUGGUAUCUGCCGCCCGGCCCGGCGUUUUUCCAGAACAUGGAGAAUAGCUCGGUUGCGAUGACGGCUGAAGGUGUGAAUGUCGGUGGGCUGGAUUUGUUGGAGUAUAUGGCGAUGGAUCCGGUGCAGUUUCCGGGGCUGGAUGGGGGGACGAGCGGAGCGGCGAGUUGA